AUGGAGGAUAGUCCCCUGAGACCUUCGCAGGUCACUCAGCCAGGUACUGCCAAUUCUUCUUCAAUUGCUUUGCCUUCUUCUCCUCUGUUUCCAGACCCCUCCUCCCCCGCCAAUCCUCAAGAUAACUUCGCUGACGACCCAUACUGGGUAGCCACUCAGAUCGUAACUGAUCCCAGACGACUCGGACAAGCAGGAUCAGGCCUGAGCAGCGAGGACCUCGGAGAUAUCAUCUGCAUCCUGCAUCCCACGACCCAGGCUGCCUCUCGCGCCGCAGCCCUCAUCCAUGAAGACCCCAACGCCCACCCUGGGUGCACUCUCGUGAGCGCGAACAAUGUGGAGAUGCGAGUGAAAGGCUCUAAAGAUACUGCAAAAGAUACAUCCUAUCAAUUGGCUGCUGAAGGACUGGUACUGUGUGAUCUCGUUCUGCGCCUGUCGGCCCCACUCAAGGACCCAUUAGGCGGCUUCCAGUUUGGACGGAGCCCAUCGCGCUGCGAUUUUGUCCUGGGAAAAGAUCAAGCUUCGAAAAGAAUCAGCAAUAUUCACUUCAGAAUAUACCUGAACGAGCAUGGCUACCUGAUGCUGGAGGACCAGUCCACGAACGGUACUGCGGUCGAUGGCGCCCUGUUGCGUGGGAAGGAGAAGGAAAACAACAAACAACAUCGACGUACACUCGAACAUGGCUCUGUCAUUACCCUUGCGAUGACUCCGCCAGAACAAGAUUAUCAAUUCAUGGUUCGGAUUCCUCCGCGAGACCAGGCUAGUGAACAGGAGCUAUGGUCCCAAAAUCUCAGAGCCUUCAUCCUUCACACGGCCAACUUGCGCAUGCAUAAGGAAGCUCGCAUCGCAGCUGGUGGUCUAGAAAAGAAAGGACCUCCCAAUCUUUUCCCCACUGCGCCAGCCACCCCAGACCCGAACCUGCCAUCUGGCAAGGUCAUUCGAGUUUGGAAAGGAGGGCCUAAGUAUAACAGACUCGAAAUGAUCGGAAAAGGUGCCUUUGCGGUCGUAUACAAGCUCACCGACAAAUACGACGGCGUACCCUAUGCUGCCAAAGAACUCGAAAAGAGACGCUUUAUGAAAAACGGAAUACUGGAUCAGAAGGUUGACAACGAGAUGAAGAUUAUGAGAAAGAUCAAACAUCCUCAUGUCGUUCAGUUCAUCGAGCACGUUGACUGGGACGAGUACUUGUACAUCAUCAUGGAGUUUAUCCCUGGUGGCGAUCUUGGCAGCCUGAUUUCUCGUGAAGGCUACUUGCCAGAGCCGGAUGUCCAGAUCAUGGCUAAGCAACUGCUAAGCGCCCUGAAGUACCUCCACGAUGGUGGCAUCACUCACCGUGAUGUGAAGCCGGAUAAUAUCCUCAUUUCGACCCGCAAUCCAUUGCACGUCAAGCUGACCGACUUUGGAUUGUCAAAGAUGAUCGAUGGUGAGGAUACUUUCCUGCGAACCUUCUGCGGCACUCUGCUCUAUUGCGCCCCUGAAGUCUACUCGGAAUAUCGCGAGUAUGAUGAGACUGGCAAGAGAAGCCUGCGAGGAAUGGACAAGAGAUUCUUGCCACCGCAAAGAUAUGGCCAUGCUGUCGACAUCUGGUCCACUGCUGGAGUACUCUUCUAUGCCCUCUGUGGUAGCCCACCUUUCCCUGUAAAGAAGAACACGAGCUACCAGGAGCUUCUGAAUCAGAUCAUGACAUGCCACCUCGAUAUUAGACCACUUCAACUUGCCAAUGUCUCCGAGAAUGGAAUCCGAUUUGUGAAGAGUAUGCUCAUCGUUCGACCUGAACAGCGUGCCACGAUUGAGCAGCUCGAACAGCGCUCUUGGUUUCUCGGCGGAAACAGCUUCCAGGACUCCAUGGAGAACGAUGAAGUUGACCAGAUCGGCGGCGACGACAGUAAUUUCGAAACCCAGCUUGAGCAAGGUACAUCUCAGCUUAGCAUCAACCCUGAGCUAGAAGAAUUCGACGACAGCCAGCUAAUGAUAGAUGACGAUCUGAGCCAUCUUCUCGACGACAGCCAGGAAAUGAUGGAUGGCGACGACAUGAGCCUUCCUCUCGAGUUGCAGCCGCGUGAGAUACCUAGCAGUUUUGCAAAUAGUGAUAGCAAUUCCAGUGCAGAGACGCAGACCUAUAGGAUGGUUCAUGGCGGCGGAAAUUCGGAAGAUACAGUAGGUCGCUUGUUUGGAGAGGUGAACGCGUCGGCAAUCGGAAGCUCAGGCGCGCUCCCUUUGGACCACCUCCACCUCCCCUUUCAGACAACAGCAAACAACCACGGCACGGCACCAGACGAUUCACAACAGUCGCGAUACCUACAAGAAUCUCCUGGAGAUAAUCAUCGCGGACAAAGUCAAGGCAUUCCUGCUGCUGCAACUGUACCUACCAUCAUGCCUCCUCCUCCCCCUCCCCCGCCCACGCCCUCGACGCGCAACCCCAUCACCGCGGCGAGACACCCCGAGAUUGAGGAUAGAGCUGUCAGAGAAUCAAGCCUGAUGGGCGCGGAGGCCAUGGUUGGAAAUCUCAAUAUGCACUCUCCUGCUUCGGCCACAUCCCCAGGCGCGGAGGCAAUGGUCGGAAACCUCAAUUCUCCUGCUUCGGCCACAUUCCCAGGCACAGAAAGCCUUGCGCCGACUACAGAAGACACUCGAGAGGCUUUUGGCAGUGUGCGCCGACCCCGUGAGGAGGAAGAGGAGGACUGGGAUGAUGAAAGCUGGCGACCAGCAGAUCUCCCAAUCAAGCGUCGCAAGUCCAGCCGUCAGAUCGAUAUGCGAAUUCCACCAACCGUCUUUUGGGACCCUAGUGACAGAUCUACCCACCACUACGACUAUCCUUCCAUGACAUCCAUGCAGUUCAAGAGUUACCAGGAAUAUGCCGAGAAGAAGGGCGAGGUGUUUGCCCAUGGGCAGAAUAUCUUCGAGGUCACGAUGCAGAGCUUCAGAAACAGUCGGAGCCCUUCGCUGGAGCCAGAGCGAGCCGCCUCCGAGCCCAUCAAGGACGAAGGACGCCGUAUGCUGAUGAAACGUGAUGAGCGCAAGCUCGAGGAGCCAAGAGGUGGCCGAGGAAAGAGUGAAUCACGCACCGGUGAACAUCCAGUGGCACAGGAGAACUUUAUUCCAUUGACCGCACACCCAUUCGAUACAGCAUCCAAGGCCAAAUCAACGACGACUCACUACGCGUUCGAUUUCCCAUCUGUCGGCAAUGACUUCCAAGCUCCCAAGCGUAUCCUCGCGAAGGCCGUGUCCACAGUUGAUAGUUGCCUCGCCAUCUCUCUGAAUAUUACGGAUUCGGCUUUCUCCUGGGGUCGUGGAGAGUCAACGACCACCCGAUACGCUAAUGGUAAGGAAGACCGUGUUCCGAAGUACGCCUUUAAGACCAUGCUCUUCAAGCCCGGAUACUACAAAGACAAGCCAGCUCCUCUGGACACCACGCACGUUUGGAACCAGCGAGACACGGACAUGAGCUUCUACAUCUCGACCAAGGCCACGCUUGGCAUCUGGGUCAACGGUGCUCAUAUUCCUGGCCACGAUCUCCAGCACCCGAAUGCGGAGUCCUUGUUCUGGGGCGAGCUGAGAAAUGGCGACAUCAUCACUGUCUGGCGCAAUGAUUCGAAAGUCCCGGGAGCCAAGAAACACACCCGACUCAGAUUUGAGUGCUUCUGGGGCAAGUCGAUGGAGGUCCGAAAGGAGCCGUUCCACAUCAUCGAAGAGGGCGCGUUCCUGGACGAGCUGGAGGAGGCCUGCCUGAUCCAAGAGGGAGCGAUCAUCAAUGAAAACAAGCACCGCCGAGCCGAGGACAUGAAGGUACUGCAGCGCGAGAAGGAAGAGAAAUCGGCUCGUCAGAACGAGAAGGCGAUUAAAUUCGAAUCCUCAUUCAGCGGCGCCCCAUCUACCGAGUAA
This is a messenger RNA of Drepanopeziza brunnea f. sp. 'multigermtubi' MB_m1, 3879 nucleotides long. RefSeq lists its product as uncharacterized. Gene Ontology annotation, biological process: mitotic DNA damage checkpoint signaling; protein phosphorylation. Lineage: Eukaryota; Fungi; Ascomycota; Leotiomycetes; Helotiales; Drepanopezizaceae. Gene Ontology annotation, molecular function: protein binding; protein serine/threonine kinase activity; ATP binding. The record is from RefSeq and is a predicted model, not a curated record. Gene Ontology annotation, cellular component: nucleus.